Leopardus geoffroyi (Geoffroy's cat) is the source of this 6058-nucleotide messenger RNA. RefSeq names its product contactin 4 (gene CNTN4). Gene Ontology annotation, biological process: brain development; cell-cell adhesion. The transcript has 25 exons. Bases 403 to 3483 code for a protein of 1026 amino acids. Gene Ontology annotation, molecular function: cell-cell adhesion mediator activity. The record is from RefSeq and is a predicted model, not a curated record. NCBI's taxonomy places the organism in Eukaryota, Metazoa, Chordata, Mammalia, Carnivora, Felidae.
CCUCCCAGGCUGGGGAGCCGGCUGCCUGAACUCCGCGGCGCCAGGUUUUUGGAGGCGCCGCGAGCGCUGGGAGGGAGCGGAGCGCGGCACCAGACAGAGCACCGGGUUCAACAUCAGGAUUGGUCGCAAGUAGGAAGCUUCGCCACUACAGCGGGACCCUCGGGCUGUGCCCACGUCGCGCCGGAGGCUGUAGUGGGCGCCGCGCUCAGGUGCUGAGGGUGAUGAGCAGUUGAAGUUGAGAUGAAUAACAUAUUUAGGGGAAUCUUUGACCUACAAUACCUCCACAUUAUGUGGUCCCAAGAACUUCCCUAAAAGAUUAAAGGUUGAACAAAACUUAAAAGAAGCAGCGAUUCUAUUCAUUUGAUACUGGACUUGAAACUCCUUUGACCUCAGAAACUGAAGAUGAGGUUGCCAUGGGAACUGCUGGUACUGCAAUCAUUCAUGUUGUGCCUUGCAGAUGACUACACACUGCACGGCCCUGUUUUUAUUCAGGAACCAAGUCACGUAAUGUUCCCUUUGAAUUCUGAGGAGAAAAAGGUGAAGCUCAAUUGUGAAGUUAAAGGGAAUCCAAAGCCACAUAUCAGGUGGAAAUUAAAUGGAACAGAUGUUGACAUUGGUGUGGAUUUCCGCUACAGUGUUGUUGAAGGCAGCUUGUUGAUCAAUAACCCCAAUAAAACCCAAGAUGCUGGAACGUACCAGUGCAUAGCAACAAACUCAUUUGGAACAAUUGUUAGCAGAGAAGCAAAGCUUCAGUUUGCUUAUCUUGAAAACUUUAAAACAAGAACAAGAAGCACUGUGUCUGUCCGACAAGGUCAGGGGAUGGUACUACUAUGUGGCCCACCAGCCCAUUCAGGAGAGCUCAGUUAUGCCUGGAUCUUCAAUGAAUACCCUUCCUAUCAGGAUAACCGCCGCUUUGUUUCUCAAGAGACUGGGAAUCUGUAUAUUGCCAAAGUAGAAAAGUCAGAUGUUGGGAACUAUACCUGUGUGGUUACGAAUACAGUGACAAAUCACAAGGUCCUGGGACCACCCACACCACUAAUAUUGAGAAAUGAUGGGGUGAUGGGUGAAUAUGAGCCAAAAAUAGAAGUGCAAUUCCCAGAAACGGUGCCCACCGCCAAAGGAACAACAGUCAAGCUGGAAUGCUUUGCCUUAGGAAAUCCAGUACCAACUAUUAUUUGGAGAAGAGCUGAUGGAAAGCCUAUAGCAAGGAAAGCCAGAAGACACAAAUCCAGUGGAAUUCUUGAAAUCCCCAAUUUUCAGCAGGAGGAUGCUGGUUUAUAUGAAUGUGUGGCUGAAAAUUCAAGAGGGAAAAAUGUAGCAAGGGGACAGUUGACUUUUUAUGCUCAACCUAAUUGGAUUCAAGAAAUAAACGAUACACAUGUGGCCAUUGAAGAAAAUGUCUUUUGGGAAUGUAAAGCAAAUGGAAGGCCCAAACCUACAUACAGGUGGCUAAAAAAUGGUGAACCACUAUUAACUCGGGAUAGAAUUCAAAUUGAGCAAGGAAUGCUCAACAUAACAGUAGUGAACCUCUCAGAUGCUGGCAUGUAUCAGUGUGUGGCCGAGAAUAAACACGGAGUUAUCUUUUCCAGCGCAGAGCUUAGUGUUAUAGCUGCGGGUCCAGAUUUUUCAAGAACCCUCUUAAAAAGAGUAACUCUUGUCAAAGUGGGAGGGGAAGUUGUCAUCGAAUGUAAGCCAAAAGCUUCUCCUAAGCCUGUUUACACCUGGAAGAAAGGAAGGGACAUAUUAAGAGAAAAUGAAAGAAUUACCAUUUCUGAAGAUGGAAGCCUCAGAAUUGUCAAUGUGACUAAGUCAGAUGCUGGAAGUUAUACCUGUGUAGCCACUAACCAUUUUGGAACUGCUAGCAGUACUGGAAACUUGGUAGUAAAAGAUCCAACAAGGGUGAUGGUCCCCCCUUCCAGUAUGGAUGUCACUGUUGGAGAAAGUAUUGUUCUGCCAUGCCAGGUAACACAUGAUCACUCGCUGGACAUCGUCUUUACUUGGUCAUUUAAUGGACACCUGAUAGACUUUGACAAAGAUGGGGACCACUUUGAGAGAGUCGGAGGGCAGGAUUCAGCUGGUGAUUUGAUGAUCCGAAACAUCCAGCUGAAGCAUGCUGGGAAAUACGUCUGCAUGGUCCAAACAAGUGUAGACAGGCUGUCUGCUGCUGCAGACCUGAUUGUCAGAGGUCCCCCAGGACCCCCAGAAGCUGUGACCAUAGAUGAAAUUACAGAUACCACUGCUCAGCUCUCCUGGAGACCCGGGCCUGACAACCACAGCCCCAUCACCAUGUAUGUCAUUCAAGCCAGGACUCCGUUCUCCGUAGGCUGGCAAGCAGUCAAUACAGUGCCAGAACUUAUUGAUGGGAAGACAUUCACAGCGGCUGUCGUGGGUUUGAACCCUUGGGUCGAGUAUGAAUUCCGCACUGUUGCGGCCAAUGUGAUUGGGAUCGGGGAACCCAGCCGGCCCUCAGAGAAGCGGAGGACAGAAGAGGCUCUCCCCGAAGUCACCCCAGCUAACGUCAGUGGUGGCGGAGGCAGCAAAUCUGAACUGGUUAUAACCUGGGAGACGGUCCCUGAGGAAUUACAGAAUGGUAGAGGCUUUGGCUAUGUGGUGGCCUUCCGGCCCUAUGGCAAAAUGAUCUGGAUGCUGACAGUGCUGGCAUCAGCCGAUGCCUCCAGAUACGUGUUCAGGAAUGAGAGUGUGCGCCCCUUCUCUCCCUUUGAGGUUAAAGUGGGCGUCUUCAACAAUAAGGGAGAAGGCCCCUUCAGUCCCACCACAGUGGUAUAUUCUGCAGAAGAAGAACCCACCAAACCACCAGCCAGCAUCUUUGCCAGAAGUCUGUCUGCAACAGACAUUGAAGUUUUCUGGGCCUCCCCCAUGGAGAAGAAUAGAGGACGGAUACAAGGCUAUGAGGUUAAAUACUGGAGACAUGAUGACAAGGAAGAAAAUGCUAGAAAAAUACGAACAAUUGGAAAUCAGACAUCAACAAAAAUCACCAAUUUAAAAGGCAGCGCGCUGUAUCACUUAGCUGUCAAGGCAUAUAAUACUGCAGGGACAGGCCCGUCCAGCGCAACGGUCAAUGUGACAACCAGAAAGCCACCACCAAGUCAACCCCCCGGAAACAUCAUAUGGAAUUCAUCGGACUCCAAAAUUAUCCUGAAUUGGGAUCAAGUGAAGGCCCUAGAUAAUGAGUCGGAAGUAAAAGGAUACAAAGUCUUGUACAGAUGGAACAGACAAAGCAGCACAUCUGUCAUUGAGACAAAUAAAACAUCAGUGGAGCUCUCUUUGCCUUUUGAUGAAGAUUAUAUAAUAGAAAUUAAGCCAUUCAGUGAUGGAGGAGAUGGCAGCCCCAGUGAACAAAUUCGAAUUCCAAAGAUAUCAAAUGCCUAUGCAAGAGGAGCCGGGCCUUCUACUUCGAAUGCAUGCACACUGUCAGCCAUCAGUACGAUCGUGAUUUCCCUCACAGCUAGGUCCAGUUUAUGACAAAAGUUAUCUAAAGGACUUGCUAUUUAUAAUAUAAGCAACAUUUAGCUAGUUGUUUUGAAGACACCCAGUACUAAGUAAUAUUGUUGUUCAAGUACAUCUUAUUACUGGAAAAAAAAAUGUUUUUUGCUUCUUUAGGAAUGGCAUUAUACAGUACUUCCUCAAAGCAAACCUAGCUUUGUCUGAAGUUUCUUUGGAAACUCUGCAAUGCACUGAAGACAUCUGUAAUAUGAUGUUACCAAAGCAGUUUACAUAUGUCCUUAUAUGCAUAUUUUUUAUUAUAUAUUUAGUGUUUUAUAGAAUUUUUUAAAGUUAACAUGAAAUGUAGAUAUUAAUUUUUUCCUCUGCUGUAAAAUGCUAUGGGCAACACAAUCAUACAAUUAUUAUUUGAAAAUAUUUCCUUUAAAGAAAAAGUUUGAAACUCAUAUUGAUAAAUAAAUUAUAAACUGUACAGUUUUACAAGGAUUCAGUGGCAGAACAGCUGAAGAUUUGGUCUGGAACUUAAGGCUGCGAUGUGUAAAUGACUCUUUGGAUAGUUAACGCAUUGAAUCAAGUCCUUUUUGACAUGUACAAUAUGUUUUCCCACCCUCUUGUGAAUUUUGUUGUUCAACACAACUUGAGAUGGUUUCAGGAAUGGUUGUGAACUAGAAACCUAAACUAACUGCCCAAGAGGUACCUUGUGCAAUAUUCCCAUCCCUGAAUUUAGCAUUGUACAGUAAGACUUUCUUUUCACUCAGCUAAGUUAGCAUUGUGUCUGUAGUAGCAUUAUCUUAGGCAUUAAAUUUGAAGUUACCUAUCCAGUAGUAACAUAGACCAAAAGUUACUAUAGUCAACCAACUCUUUCAAAGGAUAAAAGAUAAUUUUACUAUCUUUAACUGUAUCUGUCUUGAAUGUACAUUUUUUAAAAAGGUAAUUCUCUGUUGUUGGAUUCAUAAUUUCUUUAUAUAUAUGUAUCUCUUUAAUAAUAGAGCCCUUCUUUUGAAUCAAAAUCAUGUAUGGAGUUUGGCACAUUUCUCCUAUUUCAGCAGAUAGUUGCUGCGAAGAAAUUUUUCACGACACUACAAAAGAUCUUUAGUAUAACUGUAUGUUAUCUUGAUGAUUAUCCUGUUUUGCAGUAAGUAGCUUAGUUGCUUUAUAAGCUUUACCUUCUAAGUCAUAAAAUCACAUAUUGGAAAAUUACAGUAUAAAAAACCACCUAUUCUUAUGAAAAGAAUUAUUUGUUAUAAUGGGGGAGGUUUUGUAAGCAGCUGACACUUGUGGAACAGUGCAUAUAAAAGGCAAUGAAAUUUUCUAUAAAAAUUUUCACAUGUGAACACUCUGCCACCUUUUAUUCUUUCUCAGAGAGCUCAAAUUUGCCUGUAAUUUGUCAUUUUUUGCUUACAAAUAAUAUAAGUUAACUUUUCAACCUUCUAACUCUAUUUAUCCAACAAGGUCCUGUCCUAAUCAGGAUUCCACUUGUGUAAAAAAUAGGGUGGUAACCAGAAAAAAAAAAAAUUAUUGUCAGUAUUUCAAGCUGUGUUCCUUUCUUAGUUUGAUAUGGUUACUUCUAUGUUAAAAUAAAACAAAACUUAAAAUCACACACACAAAAAAAUCAACAAAACAAUAAAAUGAAUGAAAAAAAAAUGAUACCCCAGGUAGUUCCCGACCCCAGUGUAAAUGAUAUUUACCAGUGAUCUAGCAUAUGUAAUCUUUUUUUAAAGGUAUUGUUAAUAAAUAUUCUGUCAUUUGUAAAGAUACUUGUCUUUUGGGAGCAUUUUUCCUGCCUGCCUGUCAGGGAAUUUGUUAGCUCACCCUUGUGCUAGUCAUAAUUUGACAUGUCAGAGGGACUCCAAAGUCUCUGGCCAUGACCCAAAGCUAGGUGACUCAGAGUAUCCCUUUGGAAUUGACAACCCCGAAGACACCAUUUCAAAUCCUCUUUGCAAGCAGAGAGGGUCAGAAUCCACAAAUAAAUGUCCUGAAGAUCAAACUUGAAUAUUUCCUCUUGAUUACCUAAGUCUUUUGCAUAUUUAACCUAUGGAUAUCUGUUGUUUUAAGCUUUCCUCAACCCCAUAGCCAAAAGGAUAAAAUCUAAACUUGAUCGUUUAAGGCCCUUAAUCUAAUAACAACUUAACUUUGUACCCAGCUACACUGAGCCCUCACUGGCCCCUGAACACUGCUUGCUUUUGGUCUCACCUCUGUGCCUUUUGAUGUAUGGCUGACCCCUCCUGACAUGCCCUCCCCACCCUUAUUUCUCACCCAAUUCCUGACUGUCCUAGGGUAGCUCCAGCCCCAGGCGUCUGCGAAGUCUUCCCACACCUCAGCCCUUUAGGAUGUCCUUCCUCUGGGUUAGCUACAAUCCCUGUCAAUACCACUCAUUUAGUAAUUAAUCAGGUACUACUUUUGGAAAUCUCUUGUACUGUUAUCUUGCAUUUUAAGUUAACUCCUGUAUUGUUAUUUAAUUUUCCUUGUACUUAUGCCUUGUCUUCCCAGCUAGAUUGUAAGCUCCUUGAGGGCAGGGACUUUGGUCUUAUCUUCCAUGUACUCUCCAUAGUGCCUAGCACAGUGCCUUGCAAUAAAUAAUCAUUGAUUAAUUGAA